AGGUUUGUCAAAUAAAUUUCUUCCACACUCAAUGUAUGAAUGGCAGGAUGGUUUUAUUAUAUAAUUAUCUAUAUUUGGAAAUAUUAGUACACGCACUCGAGCAACUAUCUUUCCGCUAUCUAUUUUAACUUUCCUUAUUUUUAUGCGGGGAUUCGACUAAAUUUCCUCCAGUCCUGGAUGAACAGGGCGCAGCAUCACGCUAUUCUCCUAUUUAUAGCACGUCAUUUGUUUUAAUUACUUGAAUUAUUCAAAAGUUCAUUCUAAGUUCGUCGUAAAAUCUGUUUUAAUUACUUAAAUUAUUUAAAAGAUCAUUCUAAGUUUGUCAUAAAAAAGUUCUCAUAUUUGGAUAUAUUAAUACAUUUGAGCAACAAACUUUCCUUGCUGUUCUAACUUUCCCUAUUUUUGUGUAGGGAUUCAACUAAAUUUCCUUGAGUUCCUGGGGAUCAAUUCUGCACCUUACACUAUGGUGAAAAUACUAAAAGUAGCUUUGUCUCCUUAAAAAAAAGAAAGAAAGAGACAGCUACUCACUUUAGUAUUUUCUCUACAGUGUAAGAUACAUUGUAGAAUUGACCCACUGAAUACAUUGUACAGAGCGCAGCACCGCGCUGGUUCUCCCACCACCGCCCAUGCGAGUCGCCAUGUUGCCAUGACUGGCUAAUUGCAGACGCCGCAGUGGUUCUCACAGCUUCUCGAGGAUGCGUCGUUGUUUGCGAGUGCGAGACAUGCGACGGCGAUCAUGUGAGUCAGACGAGACCGGUCGUCCUGCCGCGAGUGUGUUUUCGCUGCUUGGUCUCUGAAAUCUUUCCGGAAACGAUGUCGCAGUCAUCGCGCGCCUUUGUGCCGUGUCCUACCCGCCCGGAAACGCUAGACGACUGGAGACAAUAGGUCACGCGCGUCGUGCGAGCCAAUCAUCUCGCGGGAUCUGGCAACAACGCCAGGCAGCGCCGUCACUCGGCGCUGCGCAGCCAGUGAUGUUAGCUGUGCCGCUUUCUGGCGCAUGCGCACUGGAAUAGCAGUGAAUCCAGUAACGUAUAUAUGAUGUGGGAGAUGAACACUGACAGUUCUGGCGGGAUUUGGGAUAGCAGGAAGGUUAAGUGUGUGGGAUGAAAAUGUAGUAAUGAUGAAAAAGUAAUAUACAUGGUUGGCUUUCCAUUCCGAAAAGCAUCAAAGUAGGGUUUCUGCAGGACCUGUAUACAUCCUGUUUUGAUACAUUGCUGCUGUACUUGAACGCAUGCGCCAGACAGCGGCACAGUUAACAUCACUGAGCGCAGCGGCUAAACUAACUUGGGCACGCGAGUACCUGUUCCUCCACCAGUCGCUUGUCAACUGUGCGGUGUGGAGGUGGUGUCAAAGCAGGAAGAUUACUCCGAUUUUUCGAACAAAGAGCGCGUUCGUUGCACAAAAGAUCGGUCAUUGCGGCCGAGAAGACAACGGGCGCGGGCGAGCGUCUCGGCCGCGAAUGCAGCGGAGCAGCAGCCUUCUUGUUUUUCGAUUGAGGAUGGUCAGGAAGAAGGAGGUGGACGCGGACAUCGUUUUCUAAAGAAGAUGAAGAACACCAUUGGCCGGGGGUGUUAAAAUGGCGACAGGGCGCCUGGAAGGAGACACGUGAGAAAAAAGAAGAAAAAAAAGAAGAACUGCAGUGAAGCUUGUAGUAACUCCUAAUUACGAGAUUUCGCAUUGUGCAUUUUGAUUAAAAAAAAUGGAGAGAUCACAUAGAGAAAUCCUCAUUCGUUUGAGGGGCAAUAUAAUUGAUGAUUUGGAUGUAGAUAAUGACGUUAUACAAACCUUAAGAAAUGAAUACAUCCUAAGAGAAGAGGAUGUAAAACAUAUUUACACCGGAGCUACUAAAGAAGAGAGAGCGAUCUAUUUGUUAGAUCUACUACCACUAUGUGGCCCAAGCGCUUUCGAUGUCUUUCAUCUGUCGUUAAAACAUCACUAUGAAUGGCUUAGCGAUGAAAUAGAUAAAUUGUUAGGCAAUUAUGAAAUAGAAGCCAAUGGAGAGAUAGAUUAUUACGCUGGGCCUCCUAACAUUCCACCCCUUUCACCAUUGACGGUUACCAGAGAAGAGAAGGUUGAGCAGUUAAGGACAGCUUUACAACAGUUAACUUCCAGAGAAUACAUUGCGUUGCAUGGCAUGAAAGGAUUUGGAAAAUCAUGUCUAGUUGCCAGUACUCUCAAGGAUGUAAAAUUAGUGAAAGAUUUAUUUUCUAAUCAGGUCUACUGGAUUAAAUUUUCAUCCAACCGUUUAAUCGAUGAAGAAAUAUUAAUUCAAUUAAACACACUCUAUCAUAACGUGAGAAAUUUAGAAAUCGUACCAGAAUUGUUUACUCCAUUGAAACUGGAUGAUCUGAUUCAAUAUUUGGAACUGUACUUCAAUAAACAAGAUAAUUGCAACGCCUUAUUGAUCUUAGACGAUGUUUAUGAUAAAAAGAUUAUUAAGACUUUUGAUUUCAAGUGUAAAACUCUAGUUCUUACUGCUGACAUUGACGUUCUAGAGAGGAAAAGAUCUAAGAUAAUACAGAUGAACGACGGAUUUACAGAAGCAGAAACGCUAGGCUUAUUUGCCAAAGUAUUGGAAAUGGAUGUAAACAAACUGCCUAUAGAAGCAAAACAAAUACAUGAAGAAUGUAAAGGCAUGCCAUUACUCAUAGCCAUGUUUGCUGCGCAAUUUGAAGAAUUUAAAAUGGAUAUGCAAACACAUUCUAAAAGAUGGAAAUAUUACUUGAAAUCUUUGAGGAAAAAGGAUGCAACAACCAAAGUAAUGAGAGAAUUUCUAGAGAAGCAAGAAACUAUUUUUGAUAUAUGUAUUGAGCAACUAAAACCAGAUUUGAAAAAAUAUUACGAGAGCUUAGCUAUUUUUUGUGAAGAUGUUAACAUAACUCCGAAGACUCUAGAGAUUUUUUGGCAACGAGACAUAUUUCAAGUUGAAGAACUGAUGUUGGAUCUGUGCCAUAAAUCACUUGCAGCCAAAAAGUGGAACAAUGACUUAAAAACCUACAUUUACGGUGUGCAUGAUUUACUGUUAUGCCAUCUCAGGAAGAAACGAACGGAUAGCGAAUUGAUGCAGAUGCACGAGACAAUUGUUAAAAACUACCGUACAUAUUGCAACAAUGAUUUCUCAAAAUUGCCAAACGAUAAUUAUAUUUACUCGUAUAUUGGCUACCAUUUGGACCAAGCAAACUUGUUUAAAGAAUUUCAACCUCUUUAUACAAAUUUUGAUUUCAUUCAAGCUAAAUUAAUACAUGCGAGUGUGAAUGAUCUAUUGUUAGAUCUGAAAAAAUAUAGAAUACACAUUACGUAUGACAAAGAGGACUGUAUGGAAAAGGUCUCUGAUAUAGAAAGUUUUCUUCAAAUGCAAGCAAGCAUUAUAGUAGAACAUAAACGCAAGAAGUGCUUAGAUAUCAUUCAAAUUGCGAUGGAUCAUCCUUAUGAAGGCUAUAUCUCUCAGACUGCGAAAUAUCUGGCUAUGACAAAACCAGAAUACUUGUACUUAUCUCACAAGAAAAGCUUCCAAUAUUUUAAUAAGCCAGUGAUUGAAGAAAUGUCAGCGGACAUUUGCACGUCAUCUUUCACAGAUUAUCCCGAAUUGAUCUUGACUGGGAAUACGUCGGGUAAAAUAAUUCUGUGGGAUUUCGAAAGCAAGCAACAAAAAAUCUUUAACGGUCAUCGAAAAGGAUUUUGUAUCAAGAAAGUUCUUGUGUCUACGGCUGGUGAUUGUUUCAUAUCGUUAAGCGAUGCUGGUAUAAUCAAGUUAUUCCCUCUAUUCAAUGAGAAGAGUGAUAUUGAUUAUUCUAUAAACUUGGAUAGCCCACGACAAAGACAGAACUCAUGGUCCGGCUUUUUUGCAAAUUUGGAUGGUCAAGAUGACAGCUUAUUGGAAUUCUGCGUAGAAAAUGAGAAAAUACUAGAUAUGGCAUUUGGCCAUGAGGAUAAAUACAUUGCUGCAUGCACUGACAAAGCAACGAUUCAGCUAUGGGACCGAGAUGGCGAAGUGGUGUUUACUGUAAGAGAUUCCACACAUCAUUGCAUAUCGAAAAUAGCUUUUACGGCGAAUGGUUCCUUACUACAUAUAAUGGAUCAAUUAAACGGUGCUAUUGUGUUGUAUUCAAACUGUGGCAAUGACAAUACCACCAAUACCACCUAUCAAUAUAUUGCCUGUUAUAAUCUGCAGUUGAAAUCUGCAGCUAAAGAAGUCAUCUUCUUUCAUCAUAUACCCAACCAUAAGGAUUCGUUGAUUGUCGUUACCCAAAAAGAAGCUGUGCACGUAAAAUGGUGGUGGGGACAUGGUUGCGUGCGUAACUUUGCCAAACAGCCGAGAGGGUUUGUCGAUAAUGAUACGGUAACUUAUGUAUGCGCAACUAUUACACAUGAUGGUAAAUACAUAAUAAUGGCUGAUUCUGCGGGUUUUAUAAAUGUAUGGAACACCUAUUCUGGAUAUCAACCGAUUGCGACUUACAAAAGUCGUGUUACAUCUUUGGAUUCUUACUGGUUAAGUGACGAAGGCUAUCAUAUUAUUUGUGGAAACGGAAACAGCGUAUUAUACAAAUGGAAAUUCCCCGUACAAGAAUCAAAUGAUUUACCAAGGAAAUGUGUAUUUGACGCAAUUGUUGAAUCUUGUGACCAGAAGGACAUUGUAGUGAAAGAGAGCCCUUCAGACAAACUCAUAGUGUCAUGUGGAGAAGACACAGUAGAAGAACAUGAAUUUGUAGGAGGGAGAUUAUCAAGCUUACAAUUGUCCGCCGAUGGAAAACAGGCAGUUUAUGUCACAAACAAUAAUAACAUUCAACUAUUGGACAUAAUCACCGGAAGCGUUGAUCAUAUCUUAACAUUAGAAAAGCCAAUUCAAUUUGUAAAAAUCAUGAAUCUACGUAACUAUACCACAGUAUUAUGCAGAUGGAAGGACAAUAAUUUGAAGAUAUGGCAACGUAAUAGACCGAUAUUUGGAAUUGACACUAAAGCGGAACCCAUCAACGAUAUUCACAAGAUAGACGACAACUAUGUCGUAACAGUAACACAGAAAGGCGUAAUAGCAUUAUGGUAUAUUAGUAUACCUUGGGGCUUAAUAAGCGAAGUAGCUCUGCCUCCGUCUUCAUGUAUUUCGUUCAGCUGUUUAAGCCAUUGUAAAAAUUACUUGGCCAUUUUGAGUGAUUCACAAUUAACAUUAUUUUAUAUUAUCCACGAAUUCCUAACAGACGCGUUGAAUACAUCGUCGGCGCAAAUAAAAAUUGGAGAACAGCCCUGUUUUACGCAUUGUUUCGCCCAAAAAGUGACUUGUUGUGAUAUUUCAAAAAAUGAACAAUAUGUCGCUGUUGGCUUUGAAUCGGGACAAAUUUCUAUUAUCGAUAUACAGAAUCCGUCGGAGAUUUAUUGCCAAUUAUCUUUUCAUACUAAUCCCAUCACACAGUUGUAUUGGGCUCCAGCUGCUAUAAAUGUCCCGAUUUUAUUGUCAUUGACAAACGAUGAAUUAGUUUGGUGGAACAUUGCUUUAGCAAAGAACAACAUGAAAAACCGGAACAAUAUGAGAAGAAGUCGGAUGGGCCUUAGCCACAGUACAAGCACUCCCUCAUUCAAUACAAAUACAUUAUUGAAUUUACGAAUGUCUAACAGCCGAAGCAUAGAUACCGGUGUAUCAAACCUGCAAGACGUUGCGACAUCAAGCACGGCCGUCACGAAUACUAUUAGCAAUAUAAGUAGGUAUUGGAUAGAUAAAGUAGGCAAAAAUCGUGAAAUGCCAGAAUUACUAUUGGUUGUUGAAUCACCACCAAACCGGGAUGCAAAAGUAUGUAUCUCACCAGAUUUCAGUAAAUUUGUUAUGGUUGACAUGUACGGAUCUACUAAUACAUUUAAAUUGAUUGAGCCCGAAACAAUGAUGACAGGAAGUUAGUGGCUUGAUAUGUACAAUAAUAGUACAAUGGAUGCCAUUAAAAUGCGUGUAUCAGUGCACCAUUUUAAUGAAAUGUAUAUAUUAGGAGACAUGUUUUAGUAUAUUGCCACAUGUGCUCAAACUAAUGUUGAUGAAACGUACAUACUUAUAUCUAUUUAUAGUAAUAUCAUUUACUGCCAGUUGCAUUUAACAAAGAGUUAAAUCUAACUUACUGCUUACGUAAAGCCAAUUUUCAGAUAUACAUUUUUCUUACAAUUUUUAUAGAAAAAUUUUCUGCUAUAUAUAAGAACAAAAACAUAGUUACAAUAUAUUAUUAAAAAACAGCUGGAUUAUAUACAUAUGCAAUCUGUUGCACAAGAUUGUACGAGUAAUCUUUUGUUGCCUCGAAGCUUUUCAUGCAAUUUGAAUUGACAAUCAAUAAAUUUCAUGUAUAAUAUUUUAAUAAUAUUAUAGAAAAUUUAUCAUAAAUCGUUAGAGAAGCUGCCAUUUUUGGUCAGACUGAUUUUUAAUAGCCUACGUAUAGUAAUAUUUUCAUGUAAAUUUUCUGUACUUUUUCCAACUUAGUAAACUGCGCGCCGAUUGCGAACAUUUAAUAAAAAAUUCGUUGCUGUUUUGCUACUAAAAUCACUAUUAAAAAUACAAAGAUUUACCAGGCAAUAAUUGAUUAAUAAUGGAGACUGAUUUGAAGCGCUCGCACAUUCUUGUAUAACAGACUGUAUGUAUUUUGUGUGUAUUUUGUGCCAUUCAUAAAUCCUAUAUAAAUAUUUUAAGCUGCCAAACAUGUACAUUAUAAAUACAUUUGUAUUCUCUUGCAUUUACGAUUAAUCUACAAUGUGUUCUUUGCGUCUAGAAACAUUCGGUUUUAUAUAAACAAAUCGAAAAACGUUUCAACAAAUUCGUCGAUAACAUAAGACUGUACAUCGUAUAAUGUGCAAUUUAUCAACUUGCACAAAUUUUUGAAACGUAUUUAUUGGUUACAAAAUAGUAUGUUUCUAGACACAAAGAGUACAUCGUAGAUUAAGCUGACCGUUUAUAAAUGCUACAGCAUUUUUAACUUUUCUACUGGACAUAUAUAUCUUGCGAAAUGUUAAUCAAGUAUUAUGAUUAUUAAUACAUUUUUCGAAAUUGGAAUAAUUUUAUACGUACAUUAAUUGCAUUUAUUCUU
Vollenhovia emeryi is the source of this 7049-nucleotide messenger RNA. RefSeq names its product apoptotic protease-activating factor 1 (gene Dark). NCBI's taxonomy places the organism in Eukaryota, Metazoa, Arthropoda, Insecta, Hymenoptera, Formicidae. The record is from RefSeq and is a predicted model, not a curated record. Bases 1700 to 5884 code for a protein of 1394 amino acids. Gene Ontology annotation, biological process: regulation of apoptotic process. The transcript is spliced from 16 exons. Gene Ontology annotation, molecular function: ADP binding; protein binding.